AUGACUCUCACCAAGCUUAACUUCAUCACUGGAAACAAAAACAAGCUGUCCGAAGUGCGGGCUAUCCUUGGUAAUGUUAUCGAGGUGGACAACCAGGAAGUUGAUGUCCCUGAGAUCCAAGGAACCAUUGAGGAAAUUGCCAAAGAAAAGGCCAGACGUGCCGCUGAAGCAAUCAAUGGACCUGCCUUGACCGAGGACACUGCUCUCGAGUUCCAUGCACUCAAGGGUCUUCCUGGACCUUACAUACCAAGCAAAUCAUUCAUGGAGGCCCUGGGCCACGAAGGCCUGAACAAGAUGCUUGACGGGUUUGAGGACAGAACAGCUGAAGCUGUUUGCACCUUUGCCUUUUGUCGGGGACCUGGAGAGGAGCCUCUUAUCUUCCAAGGCAGAACAGAGGCAUGUUCACCAUACAUGGGGUCCAUUGUGCGGCCGAGAGGCCCAACCAACUUCGGCUGGGAUCCUAUUUUCGAGUAUGAUGGAAAGACGUACGCCGAGAUGGAGAAGGAAGCCAAGAACAAGAUCUCCCACCGAUACAAGGCGCUAGUGAAGUUGCAGCAGUGGCUAGCCGAAGGUCAGCAGUAA
This is a messenger RNA of Penicillium nucicola, 582 nucleotides long. RefSeq names its product non-canonical purine NTP pyrophosphatase. The transcript is spliced from 6 exons. Gene Ontology annotation, molecular function: nucleoside triphosphate diphosphatase activity. Gene Ontology annotation, cellular component: cytoplasm. The coding region runs from base 1 to 582 and encodes 193 amino acids. The record is from RefSeq and is a predicted model, not a curated record. Gene Ontology annotation, biological process: nucleoside triphosphate catabolic process. NCBI's taxonomy places the organism in Eukaryota, Fungi, Ascomycota, Eurotiomycetes, Eurotiales, Aspergillaceae.